AUGGAAAUAACAGAAGAGCAGUUGGCGACUCUAAAUGCCUCCACUGUAGAGCAGCAAUCAAAUAAUGUCGGAAUGAAGAACUCUACCCCUGAGAAAAUAUGUAACGGCUGUAAAAUGGAGAUUGCCAGCAAGUUCGUGAUGAAAGUAGGCGAUUAUUUCUGGCACCAGGAAUGCAUGGCUUGUAGCGACUGUGCCGAACAUCUUGAGCAGAAAUGUUUCUCAAGAGACGGGAUGGUAUUCUGUUCUAAAGAUUUCUACAGGCGUUUUGGACCAAAAUGCCCUGGCUGUAACGAUAUCAUAAGUCCUACUCAAAUCGUCCGUAAGAUCAAUAAUCGAGUAUACCACAUCAGCUGUAUGUGUUGCAUGGCUUGCAACAAGCAACUUGCUACAGGAGACAAGUUUUACUUGCUGGAAGACGGCCGAGUUAUUUGUAAUGAGGAUUAUACAGAGAAUGACCAAAUUUCAGAUUCCAGCCAAGAAAGAACCAAGCGAGCCCGCACAUUUAUCAGCACAAGCCAGCUGUCGUCCCUCAAACUAGCCUACUGCGCAACCCCAAAACCAACUUUACACGAACGCGAGCGAAUCGCCAAGGAAACUGGACUAGACAUGCGCGUUGUCCAGGUCUGGUUUCAAAACCGGCGAGCGAAGGACAGAAGGAUUAUGAACAAGGGUCGGUUUCCAUGGCUACAGACAGCAAACCGCAGGGCUAGGCAUAUGCGGUCACAGUCUUGGUCACCUGGGGUAAUGCGUUUUUCUGGCAUGACAGAGGAAGGGGAAUUGGAUGGUAAGGUCGUGUUCAGUUCGUACAAAACUCUUAGCAAAUUUAACUAG
Actinia tenebrosa (Australian red waratah sea anemone) is the source of this 831-nucleotide messenger RNA. Its product is annotated as LIM/homeobox protein Lhx4-like. Gene Ontology annotation, molecular function: DNA-binding transcription factor activity, RNA polymerase II-specific; RNA polymerase II transcription regulatory region sequence-specific DNA binding. Gene Ontology annotation, biological process: regulation of transcription by RNA polymerase II; neuron differentiation. NCBI's taxonomy places the organism in Eukaryota, Metazoa, Cnidaria, Anthozoa, Actiniaria, Actiniidae. Gene Ontology annotation, cellular component: nucleus. The record is from RefSeq and is a predicted model, not a curated record.